Molecule: messenger RNA, 973 nt
Organism: Saprolegnia diclina VS20
Lineage: Eukaryota; Oomycota; Saprolegniomycetes; Saprolegniales; Saprolegniaceae
Exons: 7
Coding region: 63-851 (262 amino acids)
Source: RefSeq, a predicted model, not a curated record
UGAUUUUUAGCCAAUCCAGCCCGAGUUGCGCCGAACGCGGCCACUUGGAAUCGAACGGGCCGAUGGACGCCGACUUGCGCCAGAAGUUUGAGUUCCUCUGCCAGAUCAAUGAGCUCGAGGCCGCCAUGGCGCUCCUCCAUACGCUCAAUGCCCUUGGCAUCGAGCUCCAGCCCACCGACCGCGAGCACCUUCGGUUCGUCUUCGCCGUGCUCCGCGACAAGGUCCGCAAGAUCUCGGACCGCAUCGACGAUCUACAGAGCCAGUAUGACGAGACGCUCGAGAUGUACGACCGCGUGAUGGAGGAUGUUACGCCCUUUGGCUCGCUCAAGCACGAGCACCGCCUUCACAUUACGAUCCAGUACAUCGUCGCGCCCAUGCACUGGCAUCUCGCGGCCGAGUCGACGGACCGCUUUGUCAUGCCCCUUGACUACCGAACGCUCCUCGCGCCUUACAUGGAGCCCACAGUGACGGACUCUGUGCGCCAGCACGCGACCUGCUUUCGCAAGGCGGUGGGGCGUGCCCAGAAGGAGACAGGGCAGGCGCUCCUCGAGCUCAAAGACCUCUGCAACGAUUACCCGGUCCUGGCGUUUCAGCGCAAUACGAUCCGGUUUUUGAAUCGCUGCGAGGACCACUUGCUCGGCGGCGACGCGAUCGACGAUUUGCUCAACGACACCAAUGGCCGCACAUGCUUGGCACCUGUCGAGCUCUUUAUGACGCCCGAGACGCGCUCCUCCAACAACUGGAUGGCGCUUGACGAGAGCAUGGUCAACCUUCCCGGCGCGACGCUCUACGACGUCCCUGCGUCCGUGGUUGUGGCACCGCCCGUCAAGCCAGAGCCCGUGGAUAUCUAGUGCUCGAGAAUACAAACAUGCUUGCCUCCUCUCGCACCUGCACGCUGGCUAUUUGGACAGCAUCCCAUGAUGGUCUUCGCCUUGGGCGCCGUAAUACUGUAUGUGGCAAAUUCGUAGUUGAG